Lytechinus variegatus (green sea urchin) is the source of this 3374-nucleotide messenger RNA. Its product is annotated as sodium/glucose cotransporter 4-like. Lineage: Eukaryota; Metazoa; Echinodermata; Echinoidea; Temnopleuroida; Toxopneustidae. Gene Ontology annotation, cellular component: plasma membrane. Gene Ontology annotation, biological process: transmembrane transport. The transcript is spliced from 14 exons. The record is from RefSeq and is a predicted model, not a curated record. Gene Ontology annotation, molecular function: D-glucose:sodium symporter activity. Bases 390 to 2489 code for a protein of 699 amino acids.
CACGAAGUCAACUACAGCAUGUUUAAUCUGUACUGAUCGUCUUACACAAUGCUUUUAAUUACCAAAACAAAGGGGAGUAGACUGCUUCGGACUAUUUGUUUUUAUCUGUCGGCAUUUAAGGGCCUUUUUUAACAUGGUCAAGAUAAGAAUGUAUCUCAAAACUAGCUAAUGGGAACGGUUUUCAGGAUCUACAUUCGGAGGCUCGUUGAGCGACCAUGUUGCCUGUGUAGGUCGUGCAAAACUCUUAUGACGGAACAUCAAUAAUCUCGAUCUUGCUAGGAUAUCAAGGAUCAGUAUUUAGGAAUUAGAGGAAUUUCGUCUGUUGUAUACGCUUGAAACAGGAUCCCAUUAGAUCAGUUUUUUCGAAGAUACCGACGUCCAGGAUCACGAUGGCGACGGACAUCAGUCAGGAGCUCGUUCCGCUCGACAUCGGAGUCCUUGUCAUGUACUUCGUCUUCGUGUUGGCUGUUGGACUUGGUUCAAUGCUUAGGUCUAAUCGAGGGAGUGCGGAAGGAUAUUUCUUAGCUGGUGGUGCUAUGAUAUGGCUGCCCGUUGGAGCGUCACUUUUUGCCAGCAACAUCGGAAGUGAGCAUUUCAUUGGCUUAGCUGGGUCUGGUGCCGCGUCGGGCAUAGCUGUCGGAGCCUUUGAACUCAAUGCCCUUAUCAUUCUUCAAGUGCUAGGAUGGGUUUUUCUACCAGUCUAUCUCGCGAGUGGGAUCUUUACCCUACCCGAGUUCAUGGAGAAACGUUUUGGCGGGAUACGAAUCCGAAUGAUCAUAGCUACCAUCUCACUCAUUCUCUAUAUCUUCACCAAGAUAUCUGUUGAUCUAUACUCCGGUGCUUUGUUCAUCGAACAGUCCCUAGGUUGGAACCUAUACCUUUCAAUCGUAGUGCUUCUUUGUAUUACGGCUCUCUACACCGUAACCGGUGGACUGGCAGCAGUUAUUUAUACGGACACAUUGCAAGCUAUUAUCAUGCUUGGAGGCGCCCUCUGGCUUUGCAUCGAAAGUUUUAAAGAGAUUGGUGGCUACUCAAACCUGGAGAGUAAGUACGGUGAAGCAGUACCGAAUGAAACCAAGUACGGGAACAAUUCGUGUGGCGAACCCCGAGAUGAUUACUUUCAUUUGUUCCGCGACCCUAUAGAUUCAGACUUACCUUGGCCUGGCUUCAUCUUCGGCCAGACCACCGCUUCACUCUGGUACUGGACAACGGACCAGGUGAUAGUACAACGAACCCUGGCUGCCAAAAACCUUUCACAUGGAAAAGGAGCCACUCUAUUUGCUGGGCUUUGUAAAAUCACUCCUUUGUUCUUCAUCGUAAUGCCAGGGAUGAUCUCGAGAAUACUUUAUCCAGAUAUUGUCGCCUGUGUGGAUAACUGUGAGGAGAUUUGUGGAAACAAAGAAAGUUGCUCUAACCUCGCUUAUCCUCUUAUGGUGAUGAAUAUACUGCCUGAUGGUGUCCGUGGUUUAAUGUUAGCUGUAAUGUUGAGCGCCCUCAUGAGUUCGUUGACGUCUAUCUUUAACAGUGGGUCAUCCAUCUUUACCAUGGACAUAUGGCGGCAUCUCAGGAAGUUCCCGGAUGAGAAUGAGAUGAUAAAGUUGGACAAAAAGAAGAGACACAAAUACGAGCUGGAACUCAUGAUCGUUGGAAGAGUGUUUGUCUUGAUACUGGUAGUUGUCAGUGUUCUUUGGGUGCCUGUCGUUCAAAAUAGCCAGAAUGGAAGAUUAUUUGAUUACAUCCAACAAGUAUCUGCGUACCUAGCUCCAUCCAUCGCAGCCGUGUACACAGUUGGUAUCCUUUGGGAACGGGUGAAUGAGACUGGUGCAUUCUGGGGUCUCAUGAGCGCGCUGGUUAUCGGACUAAUUCGGAUGGUACUCGAUUUCGUCUACCCGGAACCGGGAUGCGGGGAACCGGAUGAGAGACCGGAAGCGGCUGCAGCGAUCCUCUUUCAUUACAUGUAUUUUGCACUCUUCCUCUUUUGCUGGACUGCAUUAUCGGUCGUGAUUAUUAGCUUAUUAUCAGAACCUAUUCCAAAAGAUUACCUGUAUCGCCUGACAUUCUGGACAAGAUUCAGUCGCGAAGAGAGGAAGGACAUCGCUGAUUUGAAGAAAAACAAGACACUGGAAGGAAAAACUAACCCGAAUCUAGAUACAUACAUCAUGAGCGAAGAGAAACAAACCAAAGAAGAUCUGUCACAUGACGACUUUGAAGAAACUACAUUGUCUGUGGAAGAAAAAUCCCCAACAGAUCACCACAUUACGAGAGAAGGUGACGAAGUUACAGAAAAGGAGUCAUCUUGGAAACGCUUCUACCAGUGGUUCUGCGGAUUCUCCUCGAACGACGAGCCAAUUUCUGAUGAGGAUAUUAAAAUGAGAGAACAAGAACAGAUGGAAAAGGUUGUACAAACUAGGCGUGACGUCGUCAUUCUUGAUAUCGUAGCAGUAAUUGUUAUCGGUAUCGAUAUAUUUCUUUUCGCUUGGUAUGCUUGACGUUCAUGAACAAAUAGGCUCGUAUUAUGAAGUUCAGUUUAACUUAGGUCAUUGUUAACCCUCUGAUGAAAUUAUGGAAAGUUAACAACUGUCUUUUCUUUUCAUUUGUAUGUUUCUUAUGAUCACUGUUUCUGUUUUCUCUUUCUUUGAAAUCCAUAUUUUGAAGAUGGAGAAAACUAUUUAAGAUGUCGACCCUAAGAAUGAUUUGAUUGUCAUUGAUAAGUUGAACCAGCUAGGCUAGAAAUCUGUGUAACAACUGGCUUGCCAUAGUUAAACCACAACUUUAUCCCAGAGUGUACAUGGUGUAUAUAAGCAAAUUCAGAGUUCAGGAUAUGGGCCGUAGUCUACACAUGUGGCAAUUCUACGAAACUUCAGUUUUUCAUGUAUAUAGAAGAAAAUACUUUUUUCAAACAGUUUAUAACCUUAUACCUCAUAUUUUAUCUUUUAUAUUGAUUUCAUUCCCCUUACGUAUUGUAAAACCAUAAUUUCGUUUUACAAUGGAGAAAUAUGAAUAUAAGCUUGGUAAAAGUUGUGUAAAUAAGUUAUGCAAAUCAUUCCCAAAACAUCGCCAACGUUGCUAAGACAAACGAAACAAUGCAAUUUUUAACAAAAAAGGUUAAUCAAUUAUGGCAUGUAUUGAUUAUUUUUGUAAACUUUUGUUUGAAAUGUUUCUAACUGCUAAUAAAUAUUUUAAUUUGUUGUUUUCCAAAAGGUGCAUGUGCACUACAAUGUUCAAAUAAAUUUCUCAUUUUUGCGUCCACAACGAUUUUUCGUGCAAGUCUUUUCAUGACACCGUGUGAUACAAGUAUAUAUGUUUUUAUCAUGUCUUUGAAUACAUUUUUAUAUGAACAUAACGAUUGAAUAAAUUGAUACUUGAUUGCCGUA